ACGGUGAUCGGCCUGCUAGCAGCUGUUUCUGAUUAUCAGCAAGUCUGUAAUCUGUCGUCCUCUGACACUGAGAGGAAUAGGUCUCAUCUAAAGAGAAGACUGAACUGAUUGGCUUAUUUUACAUUAGACAUAUCAGAAGAUUCAUUCCAGGGUGGAAACAACAGAGGUGAGCAUCUAUAAAGACAUUCAUCUUUCCUUUCUUAAAACUCAGAGACUGUGGACAGCUAGAAACAACCACAGCGAGUCAUCCAUCAAUUCGAGCUUUAUCGUUGAAGGAGACAGCUUACAUUUUGUCAACCGGCGUAAUAAAGAGUCCAUUUUCAACAUCCGUCUGUGGAAUAUACUGAAGACAAGUGAACAAGGAUCAAUCUGUCUGCAAACAGCCUUGUGUCCACAACUCGGCCCUGUCAGGAAGAUACAAUAAGAAAAGAAAAAAAAAAAACAUAGUUCAAGUUGAGGUUUCAACAUACCUCCUUCAGCUCUUCAACAUCCCUAGUAAUAAGAAAGCAUCACCAGUCUGACUCUAUUCCAGAUCGUUCAGUCAGGCUCGCUGAUCACAUAACAUAUGAACAGAACCAUACAUCAAAGUGAAGCUUCUGCUGAAGUCUGGAGGUUUCUGAGGCUUGGUGAUUGUCGGUCCACCGAGUAGUUCUGACAACUAAUCGCACAUCCUAACAGCAGAAGAGACAGGCAGUGUUCUCAGGUAAAGAGGCAGAGCGAUCAAGAAUCUGUCAAGCAUCAUCACAAAACAGACAAUUCUUUACCCAUCAGUUGACAGAGACAAACACACACCUGUCGGAUCUUCAACAGACACCUGUUGGCCAACAACUAUUAAAGGCUCUUUUGACUGGUCAUGGCUGACUGGAGUCUGCUGGGGAACUUUCUAGAAGAAGUCCAGGAACAUUCCACUUCGGUGGGAAAGGUGUGGCUCACCAUUCUUUUCAUCUUUCGGAUCCUGGUCCUGGGCACAGCUGCUGAGUCCUCGUGGGGCGAUGAGCAGGAAGACUUCACCUGCGACACGGAGCAGCCCGGUUGUGAGAACGUUUGUUAUGACCGAGCCUUUCCCAUUGCGCAUAUCCGCUUCUGGGUGCUCCAGAUUGUGUUCGUGUCCACACCUUCUCUCAUCUACAUGGCACACGCGAUGCACAUUGUCCGCAGAGAGGAGAAGAGGAGGAAAGAGCAGGAAGAAGGAGUGCAAACAGACAGAGAUGGAGAAAAGUACCCAGAGGGAGACAAGAACUGUGGGAAGGAGGAUGAAGGCGGAGGUGGGAAGUUGCAAUUGAAAGGUGCUUUGCUACAAACAUACGUACUAAGCAUCCUCAUCCGCUCUGUAAUGGAAGUGAUCUUCAUUAUAGUGCAGUACCUGAUCUAUGGAGUCUUCCUCAAUGCGCUCUACGUGUGUAAGGCCUCACCGUGUCCACAUCUGGUCAACUGCUUCAUCUCGAGACCUACGGAGAAGAAUGUGUUCAUUGUGUUUAUGCUAGUGGUAGCAGCUGUGUCGCUAUUGCUCAACGUCAUGGAACUGUAUCAUCUGGCGUGGAAGCAGUUUAGGGGUUGUUUGCAAAGAUAUAAGGCUUCCAAACAGCGACCAAAUACACCAUCCACCGUGGCUGCAGUCUCACCAAACCGAGCCUCCACUCCACCUCCUGACUUCAAUCAGUGCCUGACAUCACCACCAUCUUCCCCUACUAUACAGAUACAUGCACACUCACUUAUACACCCAACUUGCCCACCUUUUCAUGACCGACUGGCGCACCAGCAAAACUCGGCGAACAUGGUCACUGAACGCCAUCGAGGUCAAGACUUCCUAGGGGUCAACUUCUUGAGCUUCUCGCAUGCACCGACAGAGAUGCCAAACUCAUGCACCUCACCUCCUUUUCUAAGCAGUGAAUCUGUUGAGGACAAGCGAAGGUUUAGCAAGAGCAGCGUGACCAGCAGCCGCAUGAGACCUGACGACCUUGCAGUAUAGCACUGACCAAUCGCAUCUGAAAAAGGGUCACUAGUCAGAAAACGGUUACAUGAUUUUGCACUUAACCUAACAUUUACUUCAUUCCUUUCUGAUAGACUGAGCCAGAAUAUCGGUUCACACAUUUGCACGAAUGCAUAAUGUGAGUGAUGCAUUGAAAAAAGUCAUUCAUCUUUAAAAAGUCAACAUGAAAUUAAAAUGGAAUCUCAUUUAUACUUGUUCCUGCUCCUACAAUGAACACUUCAAUGGUGCAUGUUAUUCUAAAGAAAUCUUCAUAAUUUUUCAUCGGCACUCAGAAACUUGCUCCACCUCUGAAAUGCCUUUCGUCACAUUGCAUUUUGAGUAAUGCAUUGGAAACUGACUGCAUUGUGAAAAAUCAAGCAAACUUUUCUCUUUACUCUGAAAUUCAUCAUAUUAUGGAAGUAAAGCAGACUGCAACCAGUUUCACUGUAAUAAUUCACUGAUUAGAUGUUUUUCACUGACUUUGGAUUAUUUUUGCAUCCUUAUUGGUAAAUGAGAUCUUACAGGUGAUUCCUUGAUGUUUAUGAUAUAAUUUAUAUUUGCUGAUCAUAGCAGCAUGUUAACAUUCUGGACUGCUGAUAAGAAAAUGAUCAAGUUGGUCAAAUGCAGUUUUCAAAUAGAAACCGGAUGAUGAGCUCACAUUUUGAAAUGGAAGUUUUGCAGUUUUGCAACACUCACUGUGACUCUGCAACCCAUUUUGGUUGGGUAAAAAAGACGACAAUGGAGUUAGACAAAUGUAACAUUAAAAUAUUAUUGUAAAAAUGGUAACAUUACUGUAAAUCCAGAGACUGUAAUAACAGGCCAGCUCUGAGAGAGAGAGAAAAAAAAAAAACCAGUGAAAGGGUGAUUUAAACUGUGAAAUCUGGGGUGAUGAGAUCUGCAGAUGAGCUUAGCUGUGUAUAUUAUGCCUGUUAAUUUGAAAGAAAAAAGGAAUGUAAAACAAUGUUAUGUUGUUUCAGCUUUUGCAUUCUUUUUUUAUUCCUAUAUUUGUAAAAAACAGAUGUGUUUGUUCUUAAA
Cyprinus carpio (common carp) is the source of this 3004-nucleotide messenger RNA. RefSeq names its product gap junction alpha-5 protein-like. Gene Ontology annotation, cellular component: connexin complex. NCBI's taxonomy places the organism in Eukaryota, Metazoa, Chordata, Actinopteri, Cypriniformes, Cyprinidae. The record is from RefSeq and is a predicted model, not a curated record. Gene Ontology annotation, biological process: cell communication.